AUGGCGGAGAGAGUUGUCGGAACAGGCUCAUUCGGGAUAGUUUUCCAGGCAAAGUGUUUGGAGACCGGAGAAACCGUGGCGAUAAAAAAAGUUUUGCAAGACAAGAACAGAGAGCUUCAGCUGAUGCGUGUCAUGGACCAUCCUAAUGUGGUUUGUUUGAAGCAUUGCUUCUUCUCGACCACUAGUAAAGACGAGCUGUUUCUCAACUUGGCUAUGGAGUAUGUCCCUGAGAGCUUGUACCGUGUUCUGAAACAUUAUAGCGGUGCAAAUCAGAGAAUGCCGCUUGUUUAUGUUAAACUCUAA
Molecule: messenger RNA, 303 nt
Organism: Eruca vesicaria subsp. sativa (arugula)
Lineage: Eukaryota; Viridiplantae; Streptophyta; Magnoliopsida; Brassicales; Brassicaceae
Source: the annotation of a GenBank genome assembly